Messenger RNA from Nasonia vitripennis (jewel wasp), 1147 nucleotides. Its product is annotated as iron-sulfur cluster assembly 2 homolog, mitochondrial. Gene Ontology annotation, molecular function: iron ion binding; 2 iron, 2 sulfur cluster binding; 4 iron, 4 sulfur cluster binding. The transcript is spliced from 4 exons. The record is from RefSeq and is a predicted model, not a curated record. NCBI's taxonomy places the organism in Eukaryota, Metazoa, Arthropoda, Insecta, Hymenoptera, Pteromalidae. Gene Ontology annotation, cellular component: mitochondrion. Gene Ontology annotation, biological process: iron-sulfur cluster assembly. The coding region runs from base 164 to 658 and encodes 164 amino acids.
CCGCGCAGUCCGCACCGCUGCCACCGCACCGCGCCGAGCGGGAAAGAUUCGCAUUUCGCUCAUUGCUCAUUCGCCGCUCAACCGCAGACACGGAUGGACGUUCGGCGGUACGACUUCUCGAUCAACCUCGUCCUCGAGGAAGUCGCGACUCCAGGUAUGAAAAAUGUCAAUUUACUUCGGCAUGGCGAAGUUAACGCGUUCCGUCUGGGGACUCUCUUCUAAUUUCUCCUCGAAUCAGUACUUCUCACGACUUUUGGCAACACCAUGGAUCCCUGCCUCUGACUUGAGAUUGCGAAAUUCGUCUACCAAAGUAGCCAGCAGUGCUUGCGAAGACGAAAUCCUAAUAAGCGAUAGCUGUGUAAAGCGUUUAAAAGAAAUAACGGAGGAAGGUAGCUGUUUAAGAGUAACAGUUGAAGGUGGAGGCUGUUCUGGCUUCCAAUACAAAUUCAAUUUGGAUUCCAGCAUAAAUAAAGAUGACAAAGUUUUCCAGAAAGAUGGAGCUAAAAUAGUGAUAGAUUCUACAUCUCUAGAAUAUAUUAAAGGAUCCACAAUAGAGUAUCAUACAGAAUUAAUACGCUCUGCAUUCAGAAUAACAGACAACCCUUUAGCAGAACAAGGAUGUAGCUGUGGAGCUAGUUUCGCCAUUAAAGUUGACUGAUCAUUAAAUUAUAUAACUUAGGAUUUCCAUAUAAAUGUCCUAAUACGUGAUUUGUAAGAUAUUACAAUUUUUGGGGAUAUGCGUUUGAAAGUUUUAAUUAGCAAAAAAGAAAACAGUUAUAUUUGUACAUAUUUAACGCUCGAAUAGCGAGCGUUAACAUUUUUUUUUAUUUAGAGUUCAUAAAUAACAACACCAAGUCAGAAAGCUCUUAGCAAUUUCGUAGUUAGGAGCACAUCGAAAUUCGACAUUGUAGUCGUAAUAUUUACAUAAAACGAAGUUCCUUGACGAAUACGAUAACAUCAUGGAAUGUGUUGAAAUCGUUGGAAAAAAAUGUUAAUGAGCAUUGGCUUAUUUUCCUCUUUUACUGUUCUGGAAAUUAAAUAUUGUUUACGUAAUUAUAAGUGCGUAUGUAUAAAUUAUAAUUAAGAAGAUUAUGAAAGUUAAUUGUUCGUUAGGAAAUAAAAGAAUAUAUUAUUAUUAAUUACUUUA